Hypomesus transpacificus is the source of this 526-nucleotide messenger RNA. It is a transcript of the gene ndufa7, whose product is annotated as NADH:ubiquinone oxidoreductase subunit A7. Gene Ontology annotation, cellular component: mitochondrial inner membrane. The record is from RefSeq and is a predicted model, not a curated record. The transcript has 4 exons. Bases 59 to 388 code for a protein of 109 amino acids. NCBI's taxonomy places the organism in Eukaryota, Metazoa, Chordata, Actinopteri, Osmeriformes, Osmeridae. Gene Ontology annotation, biological process: mitochondrial electron transport, NADH to ubiquinone; ATP synthesis coupled electron transport.
CCACGAUCAGCACCGUUUGAGUAAGAAGCAGAAGUCGUCUGUCCUUCACAACACAGCGAUGGCGAGUGCAACAAAAAUAAUCCAGAGGAUUCGAAAUCUCUUGUCUGGGCACAAUCUGCAAGCUAAGCUUCAAUUGCGUUAUGGAGAGAUAGCAAAAAGGACUCAGGAACCACCUAAACUGCCAGUUGGCCCAAGCCACAAGUAUGCCAGUAACUACUAUCAUCUCAGAGAUGGACGGAGAGAAUCAAUUCCUGCCACUGUGAUCAUGUCUUCCCAGAAGGCUCUCGCUGCUGGCAGCCAAGCUCCUGAUGUGCCAGCAAAGCGUGCUGUCACACCUGGUCCGGUUUUAAAGGAACUCACUCUGUCUACAGACCAGCCAUACCUCUGAACAUAUACAUUUAACUUAUAUUUCCUUCCCUAUCUACUUGUAGGUCUGACUUUAAAGCACUGUGUUGCUUGUAUUUGAUUCAGGCUUUGGUGCUUUAAUAUUGUAAAAAAUAAAUACAAAUUAAAAUAUUAUAUGUGA